AUGGCUCAGAAAGUUGUGAGUAGCAGCAUAGAUGCAGAGGGCAGGCCCCAUGCUCUGCAGAGCAACCCUGCCUGCGGGACGCGUGUCGAGCAGCACGCCAAUGGCUCCGUGGUGGUCGAGGCGUUCUACACUGGGUGUUAUGUCAACGAGAGAGAUGGCAGCUUUGUGAUGACAGUCCAGAUUGAAGGCCCUGUGGCUUCCUACAAGGAGGAGCUGAGGUGCCCAAACCACCUUCUAGCCCGGGAUGCCCCGAGCCCUAGCGUGUGCUCUGCCGUCCAGGCCUCGGCUCGGCUGCCGUGCGCUGCCCCACCCAUCACACGAGGCGACUGCGAAGAGCUGGGCUGCUGCUACCAGCCCGGCGACAGGCUGACUCCCUGCUACUAUGGCGACAAGGUGACUGCGCAGUGCACCCCAGAUGGCCAGUUCUCAGUUGCAAUCUCAAGGGAUGUGACCAUGCCACCCCUGGACCUGAGCUCAGUGCACCUGGUCAGCGCUCACGGCAGCAGAUGUGCCCCGGUGUCUAGGAACGAAGACUUUGUUGUGUAUCGCUUCCCACUCUCAGCCUGCGGGACCACUGUCCAGGCAUCUGGAGACCAGCAGGUGUAUGAGAAUGAGCUGGUAGCAGACCGCCAGGUGCUCACCUCCCGUUCUGGCUCCAUCACUCGGGACAGCACCUUCAGGCUGACCAUCCGCUGCAGCUACUCGGCUGAGGACUUCCUCCCUGUGAACGUUGUGGUCUCCACCCUUCCUCCACCGCCUCCCGUGGUCGGGCAGGGACCCCUAGCCUUGGAGAUGAGGAUUGCUACAGAUGAGCAUUACAGCACCUACUACGCAGACCGCGAGUACCCAGUGGUGAAGUUUCUCCGGGACCCUGUGCAUGUGGAGGUCCGUAUCCUCCAGAGAACAGACCCGAGCCUGGCUCUGGUCCUGCACCAGUGCUGGGCCACCCCAAGCACCAACCCCCUGCAGCAGCCAGAGUGGCCGAUCCUUGUGGAUGGGUGCCCUUAUGAAGGUGACCACUACCAGACCCAGCUGGUGCUUGUGAGCGAGGCCUCAGGGCUGCAGUUCCCAUCUCACCAUCAGCGCUUCGUUGUCAGCACUUUCACCUUUGUGGACGCCACCUCCCAGCAAGCGCUCUCAGGCCCAGUGUAUUUCCACUGCAGUGCCUCUGCCUGCAUGCCCUCUGGGCUGGAACGCUGUGUAGUCCAAUGCCCCACAAGCCUACAGGGGAGGAGUAAGUCUAGCCAAGCAUGGGGGGAGGAGCCCCUGAGCCUGGUGACAGCUGAGGGGCCUGUGGACUUCCGUGCUGGCCAGGAAGCAGAGGAAGACCUUGUCCAGGAAGAAGGUUCCCAUGGACUCAGGCCCCCGGUGGAGUGGGGAGAGGUGCUGGUGCCAGUGGCACCGGCUGUCGCUGCUGUUGCGGUUGCUGUCAUGGUGGCUCUGGGCCUGAGGAAGCUCUGGGGCAGGCGAGGACGUGCCAAUGGGACCACACCUGCUUAA
Messenger RNA from Emys orbicularis (European pond turtle), 1500 nucleotides. Its product is annotated as zona pellucida sperm-binding protein 4-like. Gene Ontology annotation, biological process: binding of sperm to zona pellucida; prevention of polyspermy. Bases 1 to 1500 code for a protein of 499 amino acids. Gene Ontology annotation, cellular component: egg coat. Lineage: Eukaryota; Metazoa; Chordata; Testudines; Emydidae. The transcript is spliced from 12 exons. The record is from RefSeq and is a predicted model, not a curated record. Gene Ontology annotation, molecular function: structural constituent of egg coat; acrosin binding.